UAAAAUUAAAGAUUGGGGUUGUAAAAAUUCCCCCAUAAAAAACGUCGAAGACGGAACCAGAGUCUCAGACUCAGAGUGGGAGAGUUGGCAACUGUGCAUGUGCUUUUAGUUUGUCGUUGUGUUGGGUACAAGUUAACUCUGCGAAUCUGCAAAGUCACGAGCAUUAAAAUUCAAAACACACUUGUUUUAAUCCAAACUUUUGAUUUGAGGUGGCUUUGAUCCUUUCCGAUUUCAGAGACACAGUAAACAGAGCAAGAUCAAUGGCCGAAGUGGUGGCUUCAGCUCCUGGGAAAGUGUUGAUGACUGGAGGCUAUCUCAUCUUGGAGAGACCGAAUGCUGGAAUUGUUUUGAGUACUACUGCUCGAUUUUACGCCAUUGUUAAGCCGCUUUAUGAUGAACUCAAAUCCGAUAGCUGGGCAUGGGCUUGGACUGAUGUCAAAUUAACAUCACCUCAGCUCUCCAGAGAAAGUGUGUAUAAAUUGUCACUCAAGAGUUUAGUUCUUCAGAGUGUCUCUUCAAGUGAAUCGCGAAAUCCUUUUGUGGAACAUGCAAUUCAAUAUGCAGUUGCUGCUGCUCAUGCCACAUUUGAUAAGAAUAAGAAGGAUGAAUUACACAAACUACUCUUGCAGGGACUUGAUAUCACAAUUUUAGGUUGCAAUGACUUCUAUUCAUAUCGGAAUCAGAUUGAAGCACGUGGGCUCCCUUUGACACCAGAAGCAUUAGCUGUCCUUCCACCCUUUACAUCAAUAACCUUCAAUGCAGAGGAUUCAAAUGGAGAAAAUUGCAAGCCUGAAGUUGCAAAAACUGGAUUGGGUUCGUCUGCAGCAAUGACAACUGCUGUGGUUUCUGCCUUACUUCAUUACCUUGGGGUGGUUAAUCUUUCCUUUUCCAAUGACCAACAGAAUGAAAAGAAGGAUUCAGCAGAUCUUGAUGUUGUACAUAUGAUAGCUCAAACUGCUCACUGUAUUGCACAAGGGAAGGUUGGCAGUGGGUUUGAUGUCAGUUCUGCAGUUUAUGGCAGCCAGCGUUAUGUCCGGUUUUCACCAGAAGUGAUUUCUUCUGCUCAGGUUGCAGUUAGAGGAGCACCAUUAGAAGAUGUUGUUGCUGAUAUCCUAAAAGGGAACUGGGAUCAUGAGAGAACUAAGUUUUCCUUGCCACCAUUGAUGAGUCUCUUGUUAGGAGAACCGGGAACUGGUGGGUCAUCCACACCUUCAAUGGUUGGUGCAGUGAAAAAGUGGCAAAAGUCUGACCCUGAGAGAUCCCAGGAAACAUGGAGAAAGUUGUCAGAAUCAAAUUCUGCACUUGAAACACAACUGAGUAUGUUAAGCAAAUUAGCAGAAGAACAUUGGGACACAUACAAAUGUGUGAUAGAGACUUGCAGCAGGCUCAAGUCAGAGAAGUGGAUGGAGCAAGCCACUGAACCAAGUAAGGAAGCAAUUGUUAAAUCAUUGUUAGGAGCAAGAGAUGCUAUGCUUUGGAUUAGAUAUCAUAUGCACCAGAUGGGUGAGGCCGCAGGUGUUCCGAUAGAACCUGAGUCACAAACUCAGCUUUUAAAUGCUACUAUGAACAUGGAAGGAGUUUUGUUGGCCGGAGUUCCUGGAGCAGGUGGAUUUGAUGCUAUUUUUGCUGUUACAUUAGGGGAUUCAGGCAGCAACUUGACCAAAACAUGGAGUUCACUCAAUGUUCUGGCAUUGUUAGUUAGAGAAGACCCUCGCGGCGUUUGUUUAGAAAGUAGUGAUCCACGAACCAAAGAAAUUACAUCAGCCAUUUCUUCAACUCACAUUGAGUAAGCCCACAUUGUUCAUUCUUAUUUUAAUAAAUUAUAAACAUCAUCUUGAGAUCUAGUGUGAAAAUUUUUG
Pistacia vera is the source of this 1859-nucleotide messenger RNA. Its product is annotated as phosphomevalonate kinase, peroxisomal. Lineage: Eukaryota; Viridiplantae; Streptophyta; Magnoliopsida; Sapindales; Anacardiaceae. The coding region runs from base 261 to 1790 and encodes 509 amino acids. Gene Ontology annotation, cellular component: peroxisome. Gene Ontology annotation, biological process: isopentenyl diphosphate biosynthetic process, mevalonate pathway. The transcript is spliced from 10 exons. The record is from RefSeq and is a predicted model, not a curated record. Gene Ontology annotation, molecular function: phosphomevalonate kinase activity; ATP binding.